Molecule: messenger RNA, 336 nt
Organism: Gigantopelta aegis
Lineage: Eukaryota; Metazoa; Mollusca; Gastropoda; Neomphalida; Peltospiridae
Product: transcription initiation factor TFIID subunit 10-like
Biological process (GO): transcription initiation at RNA polymerase II promoter
Cellular component (GO): transcription factor TFIID complex; SAGA complex; nucleus
Molecular function (GO): RNA polymerase II general transcription initiation factor activity; promoter-specific chromatin binding
Source: RefSeq, a predicted model, not a curated record
AUGGGGACAGCAGUCCCCGAACUGUCUUUGGUGGAGUUUUGCACUCAAUUAGAUGACUAUACACCCACUAUACCAGAUGCAGUCAACUCUCACUAUCUCCAAACUUCUGGUUUUAACACUGAUGAUCCAAGAAUAGUUCGUUUGGUAUCUUUGCCAGCUCAAAAAUUCAUUUCUGAUAUUGUUAAUGAUGCAUUACAACAUUGCAAGAUGAGGGGAAGUUCACAAAACACCAGAAAAGGAACAAAGGGAAACGUUUUUGUGUUGACAUUAGAAGAUUUAACACCAGCUCUUGCAGAAUAUGGCAUUAAUUUGAAGAAACCACUCUAUUUUACUUAA